AUGCACAUUUGCUGGGCUGCGUUGAACGGUCAUGUGGAAAUCCUAAAAUAUGCCCACGAAAAUGGCUGUCCAUGGGAAGAAGACACAUGCCAACAUGCUGCUAAAAAUGGCCAUUUGGAAUGCCUCAAAUAUGCCCAUGAAAAUGGCUGUCCAUGGGAUGAAUACACUUGCUGCCUUGCUGCUCGCAAUGGCCAUUUGGAUUGCCUCAAAUAUGCCCAUAAGAAUGGCUGUCCAUGGGAUGAAAAAACCUGCCUUUUUGCUGCUGAAAAUGGCCACUUGGAUUGCCUCAAAUAUGCCUAUGAGAAUGCCUGUGAUUGGAAUGAAGGCACAUGCACAGUUGCUGCUGACAAUGGUCAUUUGGAAUGCCUCAAAUAUGCCCAUGAAAAUGGCUGUCAAUGGGAUGAAGACACUUGCUGCUUAGCUGCUUGGAAUGGCCAUUUGGAAGUGCUCCAAUAUGCCCAUGAAAAUGGCUGUCCAUGGGAUAAAAACACAUGCGGAUUUGCUGCUGCCUGUGGCCGUUUGGAGUGUCUCAAAUAUGCCCAUGAAAACGGCUGUCCAUGGGAUGAAGAGACAUAAUUCGCUGCUGCUAGGAAUGGCCAUGUGGAAGUGUUCCAAUAUGCUGUACAGAAUGGUUGUCUAUGGGACAGAGAUGAAGUCUUGAGGGAAGGUACUUCAGAGGUGAGGUCUUGGGUUCAAAAUACGUUAUCCCAGAGGCAUGCAUAAAGUUUCUUUAGUUGUUGUCAGGCAGUAGAAUUGAAUCAUUCAAGCAUAUUACUUUAUGUGC
This is a messenger RNA of Seminavis robusta, 784 nucleotides long. The record is from the annotation of a GenBank genome assembly. Lineage: Eukaryota; Bacillariophyta; Bacillariophyceae; Naviculales; Naviculaceae.